ACAAUAUUGGCAGAUAUCAACGAAUGUGCAAACCCUGACUUCAACUCUUGUCCACCUGAUACACGCUGUAAAAAUACUGAAGGUUCUUACCGUUGUAUCGCUGCUAAGAACACAAUGCUUUUCAUAAUCAUAGGUGUUAACACAAGCCUUGGUGUAUUAUUUCUAAUUUUCGGUGGAUGGUGGUUAUACAAAGUGAUAAAGAAAAGAAUGAUGAUUAAACACAAGAAGAAAUUCUUCAAAAAAAAUGGUGGAUUACUACUACAGCAGCAACUAUCUAGAAACAACGAAGUUAAUGUUGAGAGUCCCAAAUUGUUCAAUUUAGAGGAAUUGGAGAAGGCCACUGAUCAUUUUAGUGUGUAUAGAAUAAUUGGACAUGGUGGACAAGGCACUGUUUACAAAGGUAUGUUGGCAGAUGGAAGGAUUGUUGCAAUAAAAAAAUCCAUGGUAAUAGAUGAAGAAAAACUUCAAGCAUUCAUAAAUGAAGUCGUGAUUCUUUCACAAAUUCAUCACAAGAAUGUGGUUGUGCUACUUGGUUGUUGUUUAGAAACUGAAGUUCCGCUUCUAGUUUAUGAAUUCAUUCCUAAUGGAACUCUUGCCCAAUAUCUCAAUGGCCAAAAUGAGGAGUUUCCACUAACAUGGGAUAUGCGUUUACGAAUUGCUAUAGAAGUUGCAAAAGCUCUUUUCUAUUUGCAUUCAAAAGUUUCUUCACCCAUUUACCAUCGCGACAUUAAGCUUACAAACAUCCUCUUGGAUGAGAAGUAUAGAGCGAAAGUAGCAGAUUUCGGGAUUUCAAGAUCUGUUGCCGUUGAACAAACUCACCUAAGCACACUAGUACAGGGAACUAUUGGAUAUGUAGACCCUGAGUAUAUUCAGUCAGGCCAGUUUACAGAUAAGAGUGAUGUUUAUAGUUUUGGUGUUGUUCUUGCUGAGCUCUUAACCGGAGAAAAAGCUAUUUCAUCAACAGGAAUGAGAGGGUCCAAAAGUUUAGCUACCUUUUUUGUUAGUUCGAUGGAAGGGAACAAUUUAUUUGGCAUCCUUGACAAUCAAGUUUUGAAGGAAACAAAAAAAACAAAAAAAAUCAUUGCGGUUGCAAACCUUGCAAAAAGAUGCUUGAACUCAGAAGGAAAGAAACGACCUACAAUGAGAGAAGUUGCAAUGGAAUUGGAGGCCAACCAAAUGUCGCAUAAACACUCCAAAAAAAACCCAAUUAACUGGCACUAUUUACGGCAUUUUUUGAUGCGACGGGUAAAUAUAUGAAGUUUUGCUAGUGUUUACAUUGUAUUUUAAAAUUAUAUUGUUUAUAUAUAUUUUUUUUAAAAACAUGUGUUUAAUGAAUUUCCACUUAUAAAAAAAUAUGUGAUCAAUGAACUUCCAAAUGGGUUUCUAACCUUUAGUAGAAAUAUGGAGAGAUUAAGAUGUCAAAGCUGAAAUAUUCGAGCAAAAUGAUGUUGUUUCUAUAUCAACGACGUCAAGUAUGGAUAGUGUCAUCGCGACCUCAUCUUUUGAUACA
Carya illinoinensis is the source of this 1510-nucleotide messenger RNA. Its product is annotated as wall-associated receptor kinase-like 10. The coding region runs from base 115 to 1257 and encodes 380 amino acids. Gene Ontology annotation, molecular function: protein serine/threonine kinase activity; ATP binding. Gene Ontology annotation, cellular component: plasma membrane. Lineage: Eukaryota; Viridiplantae; Streptophyta; Magnoliopsida; Fagales; Juglandaceae. Gene Ontology annotation, biological process: cell surface receptor signaling pathway; protein phosphorylation. The record is from RefSeq and is a predicted model, not a curated record. The transcript has 2 exons.